Messenger RNA from Schistosoma bovis, 417 nucleotides. The record is from the annotation of a GenBank genome assembly. Lineage: Eukaryota; Metazoa; Platyhelminthes; Trematoda; Strigeidida; Schistosomatidae.
AUGAAACUUCGAAUUUUACGAAUUCCAUUAGAUGGAGGUGAAGUGACCGUGUUCAGUGAUGGGCUACCUGGUUUUCCGGAUAAUAUCAAAGCCAGUCCACGUGGUGGAUAUUGGGUCCCUGUAUCACCUCUUCGUGACGAGCCUCUAUCUGAACUUCUACUCAAUUAUCUACCAGCUUAUCCUUGUAUUCGUCAGUUGGCUUCCAGUAUUAUCUCCAUGCUUCCAUUCACACUAAUACCGAAAGGAAAAUCGUCAAUGUUAAUUCGUUUAGAUGAAAAUGGACAGAUAAUUGAAAUUUGGAAAGAUUUUCAAAAUGAAUUACCAAAUGCUUGUGAAGUACUAGAACAUGAUGAUACUCUAUACACUGGAAGCUUUUAUCUACCUUACAUUGGUCGUUUAAGAAGAUUGUCAAAUUAA